AUGGCGAAUAAGGCUGGGAAGACGGGCGGAUUCUGGAAUCUGGAUGAUCCGGUGGCCCAAGAACUCCUGAAGGAUGGCCGCGGAGUGAUGGACAUACUGGUGAAGAUCUUGUCAAUCCACUGCGCCACCACCAUUAUAGUUGGACAUCUUACCAGCUUGAAAAACACACCCAGCUAUGCUCUCACCGUGCCGGUCAUUGCCUUCAUCCUUGCACCCAUGUAUCCGCUAGCAGAGCUGCUUGUGGAUAUUUACAGAAGCGCGCAAACGUAUCUUUCCGAGAAAUCUGACCGGGCCGACUUCCAGUACUAUGUCGCUGUGGGUCUUGGGAUGCGAGCAUCGCCAAUUCGAGAUCAUAGCCAGGAAGGCGUCAAGCUACUGGAGCUGAGCACCAACCGGUUUUUGCUGAGGAGAAAGACUAAACCUAGAGGAAUACUCUGGGCGGCACGGGUAGGCGUGCUCCUCGCCUUCCUAGUCCAGGACGUCGGUGUGAUAUCUCUCUAUUUUCGACGACUCAAAGUCAUCCCCCCUAAACUUGGGCAAUUACCGAGACUUUUGCAGCAUGCGGAUGCCGAUUUUGAUAACGUGAAUGCGUUAUUCGCUCUUGGCAGCCUCGUUGCCGCUUUCGUGUGUUUGCUGCUAGAAUUGACCAAUUGGACCUGGACCUAUUCUCCGAUGGGCCUUCGAGGGCGGGCGGUUCCAAUAGAAACGGAAUGGUAUGAGUUUUUCAAGCUCGAAACACCUCAUCUUCCAGAAAUUGUCCUCACCCAGAUUCUGACGACAUGUGCAUCAUCUCCUCUCAUUUUACGGAAUGUGGCCUUUGGAGCAUCAUUCGUAGCUGACGUCGCCGGAGGGGAGCAGAGUGUUCUUGAGAUUGUACUGAAUCUUCACAUGUUCUUGGCUCUUCUGUCGGUCAUUCUCGGAGGUCUGGCUAUGUGUCCACCGCAAUGGGCUUACAAGCUACGUAUACAGCCAGAAGUUAUCAAUGCCUUUCUUUAUAUCACCGCAAUGGCCGGACUCGCGCUUGUGCGUCUCAACGGAAUCGUGGGAAGCUGCGAAGAUAUCGCUGCUGUCAGAGCUUGCAGCCGUGGCGAUGCAUCAUGGUGCGUGGCCGCUUUUCUCUGGAGAGAUCCCAGAGAGGGUAGCCUUUGGGCUCUUUAA
Messenger RNA from Exophiala bonariae, 1158 nucleotides. RefSeq lists its product as uncharacterized. NCBI's taxonomy places the organism in Eukaryota, Fungi, Ascomycota, Eurotiomycetes, Chaetothyriales, Herpotrichiellaceae. The coding region runs from base 1 to 1158 and encodes 385 amino acids. The transcript is spliced from 2 exons. The record is from RefSeq and is a predicted model, not a curated record.